Molecule: messenger RNA, 3019 nt
Organism: Manacus vitellinus (golden-collared manakin)
Lineage: Eukaryota; Metazoa; Chordata; Aves; Passeriformes; Pipridae
Gene: CNOT6L
Product: CCR4-NOT transcription complex subunit 6 like
Exons: 11
Coding region: 298-1947 (549 amino acids)
Biological process (GO): nuclear-transcribed mRNA poly(A) tail shortening
Cellular component (GO): CCR4-NOT complex; cytoplasm; nucleus
Molecular function (GO): protein binding; poly(A)-specific ribonuclease activity
Source: RefSeq, a predicted model, not a curated record
GACAUGAGUGCAUCUGAUAUUCCUGUUUUGCACUGGGCUGGAGCCCCGUGUGCCCAGAACUAACAAGAACUUUACCUGAGCUCCUGGGUCAUUAGGAGUGGAAAGGUCUUGGCUGAUCCCAAACACGAAGAAGCACAAAAGAGAAAAGCUGGAUAGUUAAUGGGAAAAGGGAGCUAACGAACAUGAGACAUGAACUCCAGGACGUGUUAUUGCCGAGUGUCCCCGGGGCAGGGCGAUGAAGGAGCGCUGUCGAGUGGCAGAUGGUAACGCUUGUGGUGGUCUUUCAGACUAACAGGGAUGCCAAAGGAAAAAUAUGAUCCUCCAGAUCCUCGCAGAAUUUACACCAUCAUGUCAGCAGAAGAGGUAGCCAACGGGAAGAAGUCACACUGGGCUGAGUUGGAGAUCUCAGGCAGAGUGCGGAGCUUAAGUUCGUCGCUCUGGUCGCUGACGCACCUGACGGCUCUGCACCUCAAUGACAACAAUCUUACUCGCAUUCCACCUGAUAUUGCCAAGCUCCACAAUCUGGUUUACCUGGAUCUGUCAUCCAACAAACUCAGAAGUUUACCAGCAGAACUAGGAAACAUGGUGUCUCUCAGGGAAUUGCUUUUAAAUAACAAUCUGUUACGGGUUUUGCCUUAUGAACUUGGACGGCUCUUCCAGCUACAAACCCUGGGUUUGAAAGGCAAUCCUUUAUCCCAAGAUAUUCUCAGCCUCUACCAGGAUCCAGACGGAACCCGAAAGCUACUGAACUACAUGCUUGACAAUCUAGCAGUUCAUCCAGAGCAGCUGCCUCCAAGGCCAUGGAUUACUUUAAAAGAACGAGACCAAAUUCUGCCCUCAGCUUCAUUUACAGUUAUGUGUUACAAUGUGUUGUGUGAUAAAUACGCCACCCGGCAGCUCUAUGGCUACUGCCCAUCCUGGGCACUCAACUGGGAGUACAGGAAAAAGGGAAUCAUGGAAGAAAUCGUCAACUGUGAUGCAGAUAUCAUUAGUCUUCAGGAAGUGGAAACAGAGCAAUACUUCACCCUUUUUCUGCCAGCCUUGAAGGAACGGGGAUACGACGGAUUCUUUUCUCCGAAGUCACGUGCCAAAAUCAUGUCCGAGCAGGAGAAAAAGCAUGUGGAUGGCUGCGCCAUAUUCUUCAAAACUGAAAAGUUCACGCUGGUGCAGAAGCACACGGUGGAGUUCAACCAGGUGGCCAUGGCCAACUCGGAAGGUUCGGAAGCCAUGUUGAACAGAGUGAUGACCAAGGACAACAUCGGAGUCGCCGUGGUGCUGGAGGUGCACAAGGAAUUAUUUGGAGCAAGUAUGAAAUCGCUUCACGUGGACAAGCAGCUGCUCAUCGUGGCCAAUGCCCACAUGCACUGGGACCCCGAGUACUCAGAUGUGAAACUCAUCCAGACCAUGAUGUUUGUCUCGGAACUGAAAAACAUCCUGGAGAAAGCCUCGAGCAGGCCCAGCAGCCCGACAGCAGAUCUGAACUCCAUCCCUCUGGUGCUGUGUGCGGAUCUCAACUCCCUGCCUGAUUCAGGUGUGGUGGAAUACUUAAGCAACGGCAUAGUGGCUGACAACCACAAGGACUUCAAGGAGCUGCGUUACAACGAGUGUCUCAUGAACUUCAGUGGGAACGGGAAGAACGGAGCUUCCGAAGGCAGGAUCACGCACGGCUUCCAGCUCAAGAGCGCCUACGAGAACAACUUGAUGCCUUACACCAAUUACACUUUUGAUUUCAAAGGUGUGAUUGACUACAUUUUCUACUCCAACACCCACAUGAACGUGCUCGGAGUCCUGGGGCCUUUGGACCCUCAGUGGCUGGUGGACAACAACAUCACUGGGUGCCCACACCCCCACAUCCCCUCCGACCACUUCUCCCUGCUCACCCAGCUGGAACUCCACCCUCCACUCCUGCCUCUCGUCAACGGGGUGCACCUCCCGAGCCGGAGGUAGUGCCGCCCUGCCCCUGGAAGGGCACGGACCUGUUCCCACGGACCUGUACAGUUGUAAAUCCAAGUAUAUAGGAGUGAAGUAUGGCCAACCUUAAGCUGCUGCUUCGAGCUCCUUUUUCCUUAUGUGUUUGAUAUGAGAUUUUUGCACAUUUUGGUGCAUAUUGGUAUCAUUUGGCACUAGGGCUGGAACCAAAGUAUUAUUCCCCUUUCCAGGUUUUUAAUUUAAUUUUUUGUUUUGGGUUGUUUGGGUUUUUUUUUUUAUUUUAUUUUAAACUGGCUUUUUCUUUUCAGUAGGAAGCUGCACUUCUAAACGGACAAAUGAGAUUAAUAACUUGGCAUUUAACAUAUUUCAAGGUAAUGCUUUUUUCCAGAACGUGGCGAAAUGAGCCAACCUUUUCAGACAAAGAAAAGCAAAACUAGAGAUGCUUGUUUUGUAGGAAGAAUAUUAGAAAUACUGUUUGUUUGAACCCAAAACAGAGACCGAACUCUGCAUCCAACAUAAAAUUUGCACAUUAGUGAAGCACUUAAUACAUGACUAUAAAUGAUUGGCGGCGUGGCCCUGCCCCUCGUCUCACUACUAUCAGAAAACCAAAGAUAGCCAAAUAUCUGUGAUCAAAUUCGAGCUCUACAUCCUCCUGAUGCCAAUUUAUUUGGGAGCUGUUGUCGGUCAGGGUUGAAUUAAAAAGCUGCUGGUUCCUUCCCAACUGUUAAUGCUCUUUGGAUGUGUUGGAAAUCCUUUUUUCCUUCCUUUUAAUGCUCUGGGUGGCCAGUUCAAAACCUUGUGCCUGAAGAGGUGUUAAACAUGAUGCAAUUUUCUGAAAAAAACAAAACAAAACAAAACACAAACCUGUUUGGCUGCUUAAUGUUUAAAAAAAAAAAAAGGCACAGUGAUAGGAAAAGGUCGUGUCUGUGUUUUUAAGUUUUUCUUUAUUCUGCUUUUUUGCUGCUAUAAGAUUUUCUUGAAUUUCUAUUUGAAACUUUUCAUGCACUUUACUGUUUCUAGUCUCCAAAUGUGAUAUUUUUAAUAAAUGAAAAACAUUUUCCAUGAUGUGAAUGAAAUUUUUAAGCAGAUU